This is a messenger RNA of Episyrphus balteatus (marmalade hoverfly), 1828 nucleotides long. It is a transcript of the gene Crk, whose product is annotated as adapter molecule Crk. The transcript is spliced from 7 exons. NCBI's taxonomy places the organism in Eukaryota, Metazoa, Arthropoda, Insecta, Diptera, Syrphidae. The record is from RefSeq and is a predicted model, not a curated record. The coding region runs from base 731 to 1729 and encodes 332 amino acids. Gene Ontology annotation, molecular function: protein binding.
AAUUUAUUGUUUUUUUUUUUUAUUAAACAAAAAAAAAAAAAAACGAAAAUAACCCAGAAAAAUUUAUUUAUUGUUUAAGUGGCAAGGCAAUUUAAGCCGACGAAUGACAACUACACUAAUAAAGUGGACUUGGCUGGGCGGGGGUUCUAUUUGAGAUAUUAAAAACAAUUUUUUUUUUUGUUUUAUUCGUUCGUUCGUUCGUUCGAUCCCUCUGUGAUUUCAAUGUGAAAAAGACUUAAUUAAGAGAGUUUUCCCCUCGAUAUACACAAUAUAAUACACUCCCAAAUGCACCUCCUAAUAUCAUUGCCUUUGCCAUUAUUAUCUUGUGACGACAGAGAAUCUUCUCCUUUAAUCAAAUAAAAAGGUAUCGAUCAUCUCAGUGGGGGAGGGAGUGGCGCUGGCUAGCGUAGAAUUUCUUUAAAGAGAUCAUUUUUGGAUCUUCAAAGUGAAGCUAUAAUCAUCAUCAUCAUCUUUAUCAUUAUUCUACUAAAGUGCAGAAAGAAAGAAUUUUCUUUUUGUUUAAAUAUACGAAUAAAAUCUGUCGAUGCUUUGGAAAAAGUUGAAUUAAUUUUUCGGACUAAAACGACCCGACCCGGCUUCCCAUUGCCCAUUGGAUGACAAGUUUCCUGAUGUUUCUUCGUUUUAUUUAUUUAAAACUGUGAAUUUGUUAGAUUAUUGUUAUUAUUUUUUUUUUUUUUGUUCAAAGCGCUUGUCUAGAUAGUUCCAUAAUAUGGCAACGUUUGAUGCUUUUGAUCGAAAUAGUUGGUAUUUUGGACCAAUGUCACGACAAGAUGCUACCGAAGUCCUUAUGAAUGAACGUGAAAGAGGUGUAUUUCUAGUACGCGAUAGUAAUUCAAUUCGCGGUGAUUAUGUGUUAUGUGUUCGGGAAGAUACCAAAGUCAGCAAUUAUAUUAUCAAUAAAAUUCAACAACAAGAUCAAAUAGUCUUUAGGAUUGGUGAUCAAUCAUUUGACGAUUUACCCGAGCUAUUGACGUUUUAUAAAUUACAUUAUUUGGAUACCACACCAUUGCGUCGACCAGCACCAAGAAAACAAGAAAAAGCCAUAGGAAAAUUUGACUUUGAAAGUAAUGACCAUGAUGAUUUACCAUUUCGACGUGGAGAGAUAUUAACAAUAAUUCGCAAAGAUGAAGAUCAAUGGUGGACAGCAAGAAAUGCUUUGGGACAAAUUGGACAGAUUCCAGUACCUUAUGUACAAAAGUAUAAUGAAAAUGCGGAAGACAAUAGUAUAGAACGUCCAAGUUCUGGAGGAAGUGGCUGCGGCAAUAUCAUAAGCGCAACAAAUUCAAUCUCAAGAACGAGAGUUUUAAGCGGAUGUAGCACUGUAGGAGGUGGUGGCGGUGGUGGUGGUGGUGGAGGUGGUGUUGGUAGUGUUGGAAGUGCCGGUAUUACUCUUCAAAGUUCACAUCAAUUGGGCAAUGCCUUGAAGAAAUCCGAUUUAAACCGCAAGCUACCUGCUUAUGCUCGUGUGAAACAAGCUCGAGUACCGAAUGCCUAUGAUAAAACCGCCCUCAAACUAGAAGUUGAUGACAUUAUUAAAGUAACCAAAACAAAUAUCAAUGGUCAAUGGGAAGGUGAACUGAAAGGCAAGAAAGGUCACUUUCCGUUUACUCAUGUUGAAUUCAUUGACAACGAAGCUGAUACGCUUAAAUGUAGCACAAGUAAUAACUGCAGCAAUAAUGUACCAAAUUCUAAUGAUUGGGGUGAAUAAGAUAUAAACAACUAGCAAGUGGCCGUUAAAACCAAAAAUUUAAGAAAAAAAUCAAAAAACAAAAUAAUUUCUUCAAUGAUUUUGCCUACAUGAUAAAUG